UGCAGCAGGACAUGAUGGUGCUUUGAGGACUACUCUACCAUGCAGUCCACCAUGAAUUUCAAUGGACUUCCACGCCAGGGCAGCCAAGAGAGUUACAUUCUGGAUAAUACUCUGAGGAAAAAAUGCUCCCUGUGGUACAGACGCUCACUGAGGGGAAACAAUGAUCGACACCGGCACAACACAGGCUCUCUGCCCAGAGUUUGCAAGCCCAAACCAAGCCGCACCAACUCACUGGUUGAUUACGCCGACCCACAAAGGACCACAAUUGUACUGGAAAAACAAGACAAUGAAACAUUUGGUUUUGAAAUUCAGACCUAUGGCCUGCAGCUGAAGGACAGCUCUGCAGUGGAGAUGUGCACGUUUGUGCGCCAAGUGCAGGAGGAAAGCGCUGCUGAGAGUGCUGGCCUGACCGCAGGAGACAUUAUCGUCACUAUCAAUGGGGUCAGCAUUGAGGGGUCGUCUCAUCAGCACAUCCUGGAUCUGAUUAAAGAAUCAACCAACACUCUAAAGAUGGAGACUGUAUGUGGAAACAUAGUGAAGCAGAUAGAGCUGGAGAAGAGGAUGAACCAGCUCAAGCAAACGCUUCGUGAGAAGUUGGUGGAGCUGCAAGCCCUCUCAUUACAGGAAAAGCUGCUAGUGCGAGGUAACUUCAACAACAGCAGCCUCCACCUCUCAAUGGGCUCCUCAGUAAGUCUGAACUCCCCCUCAGGCCGCUGUGGCCGGCGUUUUUCUAGUGACAGUAGCUACAGGAGCGUGAUGACAGAUGACAGUGACCAGGCCAGUGUGUUUGGGGAUCUGUGCUCUCCCAGCCCCUGCAGUGCAGCCAGCACCACGGACGACGGCUGCUUCUUCUCCAGAGAUUUCCCCUCACAGGACUGCGGGUUCUCCUCCAGCUCCAGCCGUCAUCACCAAUCCCUCUGCCGCUCCAGCAGCUCCAGUUUGGCAGGCAGCAGUAGCUCCCUCUCUCCUUCCUGGGAGGAAACAAGGAUCUCCUCCUUGUUCGGUACCCUGCCCCGUAAGAGCAGGAGAGGCAGCGUUCGUAAACACAUCCUGAAGUUAAUUCCUGGACUCCAGCGAUCAGUUGAAGAGGAGGAGACGGGAACAAACACUUAGUGACUUGUUCACAUGCUUUUGUUGCAGAAAGAAAAAGACUCUAUAAUGAUACCCACACUUAAGGUUGGGUAAACCCUUUUGGCCUUCAUGGGAACACAGAGACAAUGGACAUGUUGGCACUUGGCAUUUGCCAAGGUCAAAGUUUACCCAAGAAGGUCCUCAGCCUCAGAGGUGAGCCUGGCUCACUGCUUGGCUCAGACUGGUGCCGGCACAAAAGCAUUACGAAAACAAUCUUCCACUGUUUGAAUGAAUGUAUGUGAACAAGAUUGUAAUGUACAUAGAUGAGAUUAUGCAUCCUACUAGCUUGAAUUAAAACUGACAUUUUCCCAUGCCAUAAUCAUAGUGGGAUGAGCAUUAAUGAGAAUAGUCUGAACUGCAGUAGCUGUAUUCGUGUAGCACCUUGAGUUUUUAGACCUUCGUGACCUAAAACACACAACAACCAUUCAUUUUUCAGGUCAGGUAGACAUUUAAAGAGUACCUCUGUCACAUUCAGGUGCUGAAAACCAAAACCAAAGCUCUACUCAGUAUAGAUGUCUGCUCAGUUCAAAACAGGAUGUGGGCAAAGGAGGUACUACUUAACCGUUUUCAUUUCCAUCAUUAUUUUCAGGCUGUCUGCAACUUUCGGUGUUGGUUCAGAAACACUGACACUGUUUCUUGUAAACUGUGAAAGUGCUUAAAUGUGUUUUUUUCAAUUUCAGAAGCAUGAAAAUAAAGCUUUUUGGGAGAAUGUCAUGAUUUAUUUUUUGAUAUCAAAUCAAGAAAAUCUGUAUAAAAAAGCUUAAAAAAAAUGAUAAUAAACUUGUGAAGUCUUA
Molecule: messenger RNA, 1925 nt
Organism: Epinephelus lanceolatus (giant grouper)
Lineage: Eukaryota; Metazoa; Chordata; Actinopteri; Perciformes; Serranidae
Gene: cytip
Product: cytohesin 1 interacting protein
Molecular function (GO): protein binding
Source: RefSeq, a predicted model, not a curated record